AUGGUUGGGGGGUGUGUGGGGGGGGGUGGGGUUUGGGGGGUUUUGGGUUGUUGUGGGGUGGGGGGGGGGGGGGGGGGGGGUGGUGGGUGUGUUGGGGGGGGUGGGUGGGGUUUGGGGUGGGGUGGGGGGGUGGGGGGGUGGGUUGUGGUUGGUGGUUGGUGUGUGGUUUUGGGUUGGGGGGUGGUUGUUUUUUGUGUUGGGUUGAGUGUGUGUGGGUGUGGUGGGGGGGGGGGGGGGGGGGGGUGUGUUUGUUGUGGUGUGGGGUGGUUUGGGGUUUGGUGGGUUUGGUGGGGUGUUUGUUGGUGUGGGUGGUGGUGUGGGUGGGUGGGUGGGGGGUUUGUUUUUGGUGGGUGGGUGGGGUUGGUUGGUGGGUUUUUUUGUAGUUUGGUGUAG
Knipowitschia caucasica is the source of this 393-nucleotide messenger RNA. Lineage: Eukaryota; Metazoa; Chordata; Actinopteri; Gobiiformes; Gobiidae. The record is from the annotation of a GenBank genome assembly.